AUGAAAUGGAAGAAAUUCUCUCACAAGUUGGAAACAAUUAUUACAAAAAUACGUGACAGCUAUGUGAAAUUUUUAUUAAACUAUUCCUGGUUUGUUAUUAUCUCUGUAAUAUUAAUUUCGUUAUGUUUAUCAGUUUAUGCAGCGCUAUUUUGUUAUGAUACUUUCACAUUCAAUCCAUUAACUGGAUUUGAAACUCGUAAUACUUUUUUAUCGAAUCAACGAUUGGCAUUGGAUAAUUUAAUUGAUCGAGCUGUCACAAACGAACAUAUCAAAUCAAUAAGCAAACGUGAAAUAACCGAUAAUAAUGUGCCACGAAAGUAUGAUCGACUUGCCCACCAUAAAAAUACAAGAGAAACAAAACUAGAAAUACCACUUAAUGCAUGUCAACAGUAUUUCGUCCUUGGUGCUAUCAUUCCACAUGAACUUAUAUUAGUGUUGUCGAAAUUAAUUUUCAAAGUAUCAUCAUUCAAUAGUUUAUUCAACAUGCAUAUAAUGGAGCGAUUAUGUGCCAUCGAUUCCAUUAUAGAUAAUGAAAUUAAUUUGAAUGGUUUGAAUACGACAAAUAUAAAACGUUUAUCGUUUUCCUUUAAUUUACCAUAUUAUACGAUGUGCUUAAAUAUGAAUAUAUCAUCAUCAAAUUCAUGCUCUUCGCUUGAUUCUAAUUACAUUGAUGUGUUCAAAUCGCUUGUCUUAGCAUGUCAGUCGGAUGAGUCGUUAAUUCAAUGUCAACUACCCAUUGCUAAACAACUUUCCAACAUGAUAUUUCAGAAAAAUGACGGGCCUAUAGAUGUUAAUCAACCACUUCAUUUUGCUGUUGUUUUACCGAUUUUACAAUCAGCUGAUGGUUAUUCACAUUUUCAUUUUUAUUCAAGUUUACUUCAAAAGUUUCAAGAAAAUUAUAACGACGAUGAGUUAAAAUUAGUUGGAGCGCAAUUUGGCAUUAAAGAAGGAUUGUUUGUUAAAGAACUUCGAAAUGAUAUACGACUUGGUGUAUUAGCUGUCAUUCUUACAAUAUUCAUUAUAUUAAUAUAUACUGACAGCUUUUUCUACACAUUUUGCAUCACUGCUACCUUAUUAUUAUCAAUUAGUGUUGCUUUUUUUGUUUAUACGGUAAUUUUUGGGAUUAAAUUUUUUCCAUUUUUGAAUUUACUUGCAAUGAUACUUGUUGUUGCCGUUGGUGCGGAUGAUGCAUUCCUUUUCAUGUAUCAAUAUCGGAAACAUAAAGAGGAUGCCACUAAAAAAUGGUCACCAGUGUUAUUGAAUUGUGAAUCAAACAAUACAAAAGAAGAGAAUUCUGAUAAACAGGAGUUAAUGGAAUAUCAUCGUCAACAAGUGAUAACAGGUUUAAGUGAUGCAUUAUCACACGCUGCAAUUUCAAUGUUGGUUACAUCAGCAACUACUGCUGUUGCAUUCUUUGCUAAUCUUGCUUCAGAGAUUAUGGUACUUAGAUGUUUUGGUAUAUAUGCCGGUAUAUUAAUGAUGAUUAAUUAUAUGCUUGUAAUGAUAAUAUUACCUGCUGCAAUUGUCGUUAGUGAUGGACGUGUUAAAUCAUUUAACAUUUCAACAUUUUUCGUUUGGAGAAUAAAAUCACGAAUUACUCAACUUUGGCAUAAUGCUGCCACUAGCAUUGAUAUUGUAUUUAGCAGAAUAAUUUCACAAAUUGUAUAUAUUGUUCGAUUACCACUGACAUUAUUAGCACUUAUUGCAUUUGUUAUAUCAAUUUAUGCAAUUGUUAAAACACCUGGAAUUCGAUUACCAGAAAAAAAUUCAAUUCAGUUUUUACGUUCUAAUCAUCCAUAUGAAUGGUUUGAUGAAAAUGCUGCAACACUGUUCGACUUUUCGAACGGUCAACGUCCAAAAAUGAAUGUUAUUGCGAUUUGGGGCAUUAAACCAACAACGGAUGGAAGUUUGCUGAUUCCAAAAGAAAAAGGAUCACUAAAUAUCGAUAGUGGAUUUGCUGAUAUUUUGGCCAAUCAUCUACUAGAAUUUCAGAUUACAUUGCUCAAAUAUGUUAGCCAUCAAAUCAAUCCAAAUGUGAAACAGAAAUUAUGGUUGGAUGAAUUUAUUAAAUGGACAAAUUUAAAUACAACUUCAAAAAGCUGCCGACUAUUCAGUGUAAAACAAUCCGGAUUAUCAACUCCGAAAUCAUUUUCCGGAAAUAUGCUUUCACAUUGUUUUCUUCAAUUUGGACAUGCAAAAUCACUUCCGAUAUUUGACCAAUGGCAACGUAAUGAUAAUGAUGGACCAAUUUUUGAUAAAAAUGGCACCUUUUUGGUGUACUUUUUAUUAACAUAUAGCAAAUAUAAUUUGUCAACUAUUUUCAAAGAAAUGAAACCAUUUUUCGAUUUUAUAAAAAGCAUAAAAAUGGGGGAAAGUGAAAUUUCAGAAUUCAAUGAACCUUUAAUUUUAACAACAAAUCGUAUAACGAAGUUGUAUGAUUUAUUUGAGCGUAUUCUGAAUGGUACCGCUAUUUCGGUAUUUAUUUCAUUGAUGGUUAGUAUGAUAGUGAUCAUUUUUAUCACUUUCAAUGUGAUCCUAUCAUUUUUGGCUAUCAUUUGUAUUGCUACCGUUGUUACUGUAACUAUUGGUAUCGUACUUUGGGCUGGUUGGACAGUUAAUGUUGUCGAAGCAACAAUAAUUGUACUAACAAUUGGCAUGAGUUUCGAUUACUGUCUUCAUUUCGCCGUUGGUUUCCGACUUCAUAAAACCGCUAAUUACAGUAUAGUAGCAUCUGCUGUUGGUAUACCGGUAUUUCUAUCAGCUGUUUCAUCAUUCUUUUCGGGAUUUGUUCUAAUUGGCGCUUCAACACAAGCAUUUUUUGAAAUUAGUGUCUUUCUGAUGCUAAUUACUAUCAUAAGUUUUACCGUUGCUGUAUUUGUCUUCCCUUCGAUGGUUACUUUGCUAUUACAAAAAUGCUCAUCACCUGAUCCGGCAGCAACCACGCACCUUUAA
This is a messenger RNA of Cercopithifilaria johnstoni, 2952 nucleotides long. NCBI's taxonomy places the organism in Eukaryota, Metazoa, Nematoda, Chromadorea, Rhabditida, Onchocercidae. The record is from the annotation of a GenBank genome assembly.